AUGGACCGGACACGGUCUAUCGUUCACCACGACCUUGUGACCGAUCUGAUACAGCAACUACUAAAGCAUAAUGGCAACACCUAUUUGAUUAUCUGUGGGACUCGAUCCGAAUUCCUUGUGCAAGUAUCAGCAGCAAUCCACUUGCAAUCAGUACCAGAAGCUACGCGACGCCAUGAUCUGCUCGCUAAUACAAUUGGCCUUCUUGCAAACUCGAGUAAAGUCCGGCUUACAUUUACUCCGUCUUUGGAGAGUCUGAGAUCUUACCUCGCUACCCUGGAUGCAAAGAUCGGAGUAAAGGAAGAAGUGCACAAAGGUUCUACUUCACCGUUACUUGUUAUUCUGGAUCUGGUAGCCUUACAUGGUUCUACUAUGGAGUUUGCUGCACAGGGUCUUUCGCGGACAUUCGCGGCUGCUGUUGAGUCGGCAUAUCGCGCAGAUAUGGAUCUUGUUCUUUGUGAAUGUUUGAAUGCUGUGGAUCCAUCUAGUGCUGACUGGGGAAGAAGACUUUGGAAUACACAAGUCCCUUUGCUAAAUGGGUCGUUGCGAAUUCGCAGUGAAGAAGGCAAUUGGGGUGGACGUGGAAUAUCCAUCAAACAAAUCGCGCAGCGUUGGUUUACAUUUGAUAAAGAAAUUGAUGCUCACUGA
Molecule: messenger RNA, 645 nt
Organism: Penicillium angulare
Lineage: Eukaryota; Fungi; Ascomycota; Eurotiomycetes; Eurotiales; Aspergillaceae
Exons: 1
Coding region: 1-645 (214 amino acids)
Source: RefSeq, a predicted model, not a curated record